Molecule: messenger RNA, 3995 nt
Organism: Notolabrus celidotus (New Zealand spotty)
Lineage: Eukaryota; Metazoa; Chordata; Actinopteri; Labriformes; Labridae
Gene: plekhm3
Product: pleckstrin homology domain containing, family M, member 3
Exons: 8
Coding region: 666-3020 (784 amino acids)
Source: RefSeq, a predicted model, not a curated record
CAGCUGAGUAGGAAGUCGAGUAUUAUUUCAUCGGGACAUGUGAGGGAGGAUGAUCGCACAGCUCCGGGCUCAGUGUGAUGAAGAUGAAGAUGCAGCGCUGAGGCGGGUGAAGCCACAAAUAGUGCCGAUCAGAUGACAUCACGGCCACCUGACGGGAAGAAAAAGAACAUGAAUAAAUAAAGUGGACUUCACAUCCUUCAGACUUUGUCUUCAGCACCUGAAUAUUUCAGUCUGAGCAGAGGUUUUUUUUUGUUUUCAUUCACCCAAACUGUGUAUCUGGCAGGGUCACAGAGUUUGCCACCCAAAUUGGCUCGACCCAGGGAGUCCCGGUUCUGCUGCUGGCCUUGUUCAGCUCUGGAAUAAAGCAGCUGAAAUCUUCCCCUGGGAGAUAUUUCACUCUCAGGCACAGCAUUGUGAAAGAAGACUGUGACCCUGGAAGAAGGCUGUGUCCCGAGGGAUCGAGUGAGAAGUUGCUUCAGUCAGCACUUUGUGAGGCCUGCUGGCUGCUUGGAUCUUCCUGUUUUGUGGACGCACUGUAAGACUUGUAUGUGACAGGCUGACAGCUCCUCUUUCAUGGACAUGUGGAUGCUAACAGGGAUUUUGUGCGCAUUUUGGAGGAACAUUUAGCUGUGAGACUUCUAGCUAUCUCAGGGGAAGGCCCAGCCAUGGAGGGUCUUGCACAGCUUGACAUGGUGGGCGAUAUCAGCCCGGCUCUCGAGGCCACGGAGGACUUUAUCAACUGCAUGGAUGGAAUACAAGGCCAAGGCCCUAGCCAAGCUCAAACAGGGAACCUCCAGCCCUCCAGGCCGCCAAAGCAGCUGCAGGAGGUGUCUAAUGCUGCGCUGGGGAAGCUGAGCUCUAGCGGCGUGUGGGGUCUUCUGGCUGGAGAGCAGCCGGAGGUGGGGCCCCUCGGUCUGGCCUGGGCCGACAACUUCAGCGUUCUGGGGCUGGGGAUGGGUUUAAGGCACGGGAAGAGAAGCAGAGCGAGGUCCACCAAUGACCUGGCAGCUCACUCCAAGGAGUGCACCAACAACGCCGCCAACUCCUCGUCCAAGUCUGCCUUCAAGAAGGGACACAACCGGUCCAGGUCGGAUGUUAACUACAGGCCGUCUGCGUACACGGACAACGGGCUGCCCACUUUGGACUGCAACACUCUGAAGAACAUGAUCCUCAACCAGCAGGAGGCUGAUAAAAGCAGCAGCAGCAGCUCUGUGGUGAAGCACGGUGCGAUGGAGCAGCGUGAGGGACCCCGGGGCCGUUGGACAGCCUGCCACGUCGAGCUGACACCCUGCGAGCUCCGGCUCUACACUCUGGACAGCAGCGCCAACCGCCAGCUGGGGACCGCCUACUCUCUCUCACACUGCCAGAGCGUCAUCUCGCCGGCUCCUUGCAGCCAGCCGGGCCAGAUCACCCAGCCUGCCGAUCAACGCACGCUGCAGGCUUUGUUCUUCAACAGCACACGUCUACAGCUGAGGGCGGCCAGCCAAUGGGAGGCGAUGGAGUGGAGGCGGUUGAUGUGGGAGAAAGUGCAGGCCGUCAGACCGGUGAGGCAGGAUCACCGCCAGCGGAAGAGUGGAUCAGAACACCAGGUUGUAAAGUUUCCUGCGCCCAUGUCACCCUCUUCGUCGCCCUCUCCCUCAGGGCUGGAUACCCGGCCUGAUGGAGAAAGUGACAUCCCCACCUCUGCAGAAGCAUCACACUCUCAGCAGUCUAUUCCUUGUGUCCUGAGCAGACCCACCACCCUUCCCUUGUUCACCCAACGCUGCCAGGACAUCCUCAAAGCUGGCCUGCUCCAUCAGCUGGUGGAUCAGAACAACUGGAGAGCCUUCACCUUCGUCUUGACCAGAUCGGCACUCCGGGCGUUCGCCACAGAGGGUCGUGGAUCUGUCUCACAGCCUGUCCUCCAGUACUCUCUGUCCUCCUGCUCCGCCGUGCAGCACGAUCAGGAGCCGGAGAACGGAGAGCAAUGGACAGAAAGAGGGGACUGCUUCCAGGUAGUGUUCCCCAAAGAGGUGCUCCGACUUCGGGCGGACGAUCAGCUCAAAGCCCAGGAAUGGGUGGAGGUCCUGCAAGAGGCGGUCGGAGCACAGAGGCCCGCGCAAGAAGAGGAAGGAGGGUCAGGGGAAGGAGCUCCAAACCUCCAGGGGGUGCUGCUGAGAUCAAAACCAUCCAGGGAGAGGAGGCAGAGGGAGGCCCAGAGAGCCAAGAGGCAGUCGGUCACCACCAGCUUCCUCAGUAUCCUCACCUGCCUGGCUGUGGAGAAGGGGCUCACUGCUCAGAGCUUCAGAUGUGCAGGCUGUCAGCGUCCAGUCGGUCUCUCCAAAGGAAAGGCGAAGGUCUGCUACUAUAGCGGCUGGUACUACUGUCAGAGCUGCCAUCAGGACAACUCCUUCCUCAUCCCAGCACGCCUGCUGCACAACUGGGACACCAGCAAGCACAAGGUGUCCAAACAGGCCAAGGAGUUCCUGGAGUUUGUGUACGAGGAGCCCCUACUUGAUGUACAGCAGCUCAACCCGUGUCUGUACGAGCACUGCGAGGCUCUGAGCACGGUGCUGCGACUCCGGCAGCAGCUGCAGUCGCUGCGGGCCUACCUGUUCAGCUGCAGAGCGACAGUUGCAGAGGACCUCAGACGAAGGAUCUUCCCCCGGGAAUACCUGCUACAGCACAUCCACCUGUACUCCAUGGCUGACCUCCAGCAGGUGAUCGAUGGGAAACUGGCUCCUUUCCUCGCCAAAGUGAUCAAGUUUGCCAGCUCUCAUGUGUUCAGCUGCAGUUUGUGUAGAGAGAAAGGUUUCAUCUGCGAGCUCUGCCACAACGGACAGGUCAUCUACCCCUUCCAGGAGAGCGCCACCAAGAGAUGUGACGGCUGCGGCGCCGUGUUCCACACCGAGUGUCGACAGAAAGCUCAGCCGUGUCCUCGCUGCGUCCGCCGAGAACUCCACCACAAGAGGCCGUCCUCCUUCUGGUCACCUGACGACGACAGCCCCGGGUGCUUCCACCUGCCCUACCAAGACACCUGAGACAGACGUGCAAACACACACACACACACAGACACACACACACAAAUAUAAAGACGCUCUGAGAAUGAGAGCGCUGCCAGGCCAUGACUCCGGACAAAAGUGCCUGCUGUUCUGGUUUGUGUGUGUCUGCAGGACAAAUUCAGCGAGCAGAGGAUGAGCUCAUAGCGUCUGAUGCUUUGUCAGGUUUGUGUUUGUGUGGACUAAACAACCCCCCCCCCAACCCCCCCUUUGUGGUACUGUAAAGAGCAGGGAGAAAACCUACUGAGGAACUGCUGCAUCAGGCUUUACAGACUGAUCUUACGUGUAUUUUGUAGUCACACAUCUCACCUCUAAAUCAUCCACCUCCAUCUUCACCCUUUCACCACCUCACUAUCUACACUUACUGUUUAUUUCAGGGGUUGAAUCAACUAAAAACAUCAGAAUGGUGGUGGAAACAUCUUAGUAAUUAUCCUAACCAAUGUGCCACUCCGGCCUCAAAGUCACACUUGAUAACAAUCAGUCAUUGGAUGGAGAAUGGAUGAUGUUUUGGUGGUUUAUUCUCUGCGUACAACCUCUUUAUUUUGGGUUUGGAGUAUUGGUCAAACAAAAAAUAACUUAGAAUAUCUCUGGUGUGUCCGUAACAUGUGAUGGCUUUCUGUCUUUGUUCAUGGACUAUAUUUAGAGGAAAAAACAUCUUAAAUGACGCUUCAUGAAACUGUAGCCUUAAAGGGAGGCUGUGAAAAAGUUUGUGGUUUACUUCUUCACAGAGAAAAGCAGCUGUGUGGUUUCACUCGGGUACAUGUCAGAGAUAGAUUUGAGGUUAGGUUAUUUAAUUUGGCUGCAAAAAUGCAAAAAUGGGAAUUUAACAUGGGUGUGUGUGGGGCUUUCUUCAUUUUUGGAAGCAGCCUCAAGUGGACACUUGAGGAACUGCAGUUUAUGUUUUUAAGUUGUGUUUUUUGGGCAUUUUUGCCUUUAUGACAGGACAGCUGAAGACAG